UUAUGUGACAGUCCGCUUGUGUUUGAAUCCUAGCUCAACCACUUACUAGCUGUGUCUUUUUGGACAAUGUACUUAACCAUUCUGUACUCCAGUUUCCCUAUCAGUACAAUGAGGAGGAAAAUAAUAAUUACAGCUCUUUCUCUGCCAUCAUGGUCUAUGCAAUUGAUUCUUUUUCACCAUGCCUUCUUACAAGACUUUCAAGAUCACAAGUUUCCUGGCCAAGAAACAAAAGCAGAAUCAGCCCAUUCUCCAAUGGAUUCCGAUGAAAACUGGCAAUAGAACCAGGUAUAACUCCAAGAAGAGACAUUGGAGAAGAACCAACCUGGGUCUGUAAGGAAUCACACAUGACAUUGGAGAAGAACCUGACUGGU
Molecule: messenger RNA, 371 nt
Organism: Phyllostomus discolor (pale spear-nosed bat)
Lineage: Eukaryota; Metazoa; Chordata; Mammalia; Chiroptera; Phyllostomidae
Product: 60S ribosomal protein L39-like
Exons: 4
Coding region: 179-334 (51 amino acids)
Biological process (GO): translation
Cellular component (GO): ribosome; cytosolic large ribosomal subunit
Molecular function (GO): structural constituent of ribosome
Source: RefSeq, a predicted model, not a curated record